UCUUCUUUUCGUCUGUCUAACUGUCUCUCUCUCUCUCUCUCUCUCUCUCUCUCUCUCUGUGUUCCUCUGCAACAAGUAAGCGAAAGCGAUCGAGCGAGAGUAUUGAGUUCAACGAUUGAGCGAGUGAUUUUCUCGGUUCUCUCUCUUUAACGACUGUGUGAAAUUUUGGGUUCUGAAAGCAAGAAUGGCGUGGUCUGCUAUAAAGCGCAGACAAUUGGAGGAUGGUUUUGGUUCCUUUGAGUUUCAGUUUCAGACCCAGAAGAGGAAGAGGUCUUCUAGGGUUUCUGAGACCCAACGGAAGGAAAAUUCGACUGUUGGUCUUCCUCUGCGCAAAGUCAAAGGUUUGACUUCAUCUGCUUCAAAAGAGACGUUGGAUUGUUCUAAGGUCUUGGAUUCUCUGAUGAACCUCAGCCAUGCGAGCUACUUCAACAAGCCUGUUGUUGAUCCUGUGGCUGAGAAUUUGCCGGGUUAUUUCGAAGAAAUCUGGAGGCCGAUGGAUUUGGGUACUGUGAAAUCGAAAUUGGAGAGGGGUGUCUACUCCAGCGCUGAUGGCUUUGCUGCUGAUGUCAGGCUUAUCUUCUCAAAUGCUUUCAGAUAUUUCAAUAUUGGAAGUAGAAAUCGUGCAGCAGCCAAGCAUCUGAGUGGGGUUUUUGAGACCCAAUGGAAAAAAGCCGAGGAGAAAAUGUCAAAUACUGCUUGUCCUCCUCCUACUCCUCCUCUGCCCAAACGGAGACCAAAUGGCAAGAGCUCUUCUGCUUGUAGGGUUCUUAUGCAAAGUCAAGGGGUUGUUGGGGUUUCUGAUUCUCACUCAGUUAAGUCAACCAAAGAUGAUGACUUGGGCACCCUUGUUCAUCAUGCCAUGUAUCAGGCCACAGACAAUCUUUCUCCAUGUAAGGCUAGGCGAAUUCAGUCGCUCAAGAUGCGAUUUUCGGGUACAAUACGGAAAGCAAACAAGAUACUUAAAGGUCUACCUGAUUCUCCACCAAGGAGAAAAUUGAUGCAUCGGAUGGAUCAAAGGGAAUCGGCUCGUCGUGCCGUUUUGAACAUGGAGAAGUCAGUCCAAUUUGAGGACCCCUUAAAGGAUCUCAAACAACUUGAGAUUCUCUGUGGCUGUGGCAGUGAAAGGGACUACCUUGGAUUGCCCCUUAAGCAUUUGGGUUUGUACCUCAAGGAAGAUGACGAGUUGCAGGGUCAGGACGAGGAGGCUUUUCUGAAUGGAGAUUGGGAGGAAGGCGAGAUCUGCUGGCAGGAAGGCGAUUGGGAGGAAGGUGAGAUCCGCUCAUGAAGUACAGUUUUUGUGUGAUUGCUAUUUGAUGGCUAAUGCAACUGAGAGCGAAUGGUUUGGGCAUGAGGGACAAAAGGAUGUAAGUUGGCAAUAAAACUGAAAUCAAAUCACAUGGAAGCUUAUCAAGAACCUGGAGACAAUUCCCCAUCUUCGCAGGUGCAUCAGCAGCAGCUUUUCUUUCCCUAUGAACGUACACCAUAGAGAAAUUCCAAACUCCAGCUAAUCAGGUUUCUGCAUCUUUAAGUCUGUUUUGAUUUAUUAAAGGAAUGAAAUGAUGAAUAAGUGUUUUGCAUCUGUACAAAUAAAAUGAUUUCUUGUAUAAGCUGUUCAGUUGCGAAGGUUGUUGCUAUGGAGUGUGUGCCCCACUCAUCUAAUCCCAGCAUUGGCAUUUGCUUCAGUAACCCUGAUAAUCAGUUUGCGGUUUGCAUUGCUGUUAGAGUUGUGUUGCCUUCAUCAUCUCUUCAAUAAGGGUUAUAUCAUGGCUAUUUCAGAUGUUCAGUUGCAAAGGUUGUUGGCUGGUCAGGUCCCCCCAAUAUUUUUUUUCCCUCUUGUACUGUCUCUUCACGUCAAUAAUGCCAUAAUAUGAAGGAAAACUAUGGGGUGUGCCCCCUUCUUUUAAACCCUGCAGUGGCAUUGCUUCAGUGACUCUGAUAAUCAGGUACAUCAUCUUCAUUUCUCCUUUAUAUUUAUGAAAUAACCCAAUCCGUGUUUUCUUUGUUUUUCUUUUGUGGCUUAGAUUUCUCCAUCCUUUUUUGUUUCUUUUUCUGGGGUCUCAUUUAUGUUGCUGUCACUAUGGUUAUGUAUUAAAGAUUAAUGACAUUUCAUGCAACAAUUUACAGAGCUGCUACUGUUUAGGAAAUCUAUCUUACCAAUUUGUGUUCUUUGGUUUCGUCUUAUCAGAUGUUUUGAGCCUUGUUUAGGAAAUCUAUGGUAAAUAAAAUUUAGGUUUGUUUCAUACUAGUAUGAUUUUCACUGAGAACUUAGGUUGAUGAAGAAGAAAGGUUGUAAGUAAGUUUUAAAGUACACUAUCUGCAUCUUAUGAGAUCUUGAGGUAGUUUGAGCAUUAUAUAUAGAUUAGAAUGCCCAGCAAGCAGCAGUGAAUUUUUUAUUUAAGUCGCCGUAUCUGGUAAAUAAAAUUGUAUACAGCUCUGGUUAGAGUUCAUUUG
Molecule: messenger RNA, 2451 nt
Organism: Prunus avium (sweet cherry)
Lineage: Eukaryota; Viridiplantae; Streptophyta; Magnoliopsida; Rosales; Rosaceae
Source: RefSeq, a predicted model, not a curated record